Messenger RNA from Gasterosteus aculeatus aculeatus (three-spined stickleback), 3494 nucleotides. RefSeq lists its product as uncharacterized. Gene Ontology annotation, cellular component: plasma membrane; membrane raft. Lineage: Eukaryota; Metazoa; Chordata; Actinopteri; Perciformes; Gasterosteidae. The record is from RefSeq and is a predicted model, not a curated record. Gene Ontology annotation, biological process: T cell receptor signaling pathway; B cell receptor signaling pathway; negative regulation of T cell activation.
AGAAUCAAAAGACAAAUUCAAAAUCGGGGGGUCUCCAGCUCUGCGUGUCACAUGGAAGCACAGUAGCCGAGCCGAGGGGAUGUGAGCGCAGAUGGAAGGGGCUUGAGGGACCGCGGAGGAGAACAACCCGGGGAGCACAUCGGAGAUCCAGCGGCGGCACAAAGGCGGGUCCGACCCGUGCCGGGCCUCCCUUCUGGCUGGGGAGCGAGAGGUGCGCGGACAGGGCGCACGAGCGGGUCGGCGGGCGCUCGUCGGGUGUCACAUGCAAUAUGCAGCAUUCCCGUUUCCUCAAGCCCGACAACGCCAAGUUAUCGCCUUCGAUCGAUUGUGCUCGCGGGGAGCGCCAUGGUCCGAGGGGAAGCAGAAACUGAAGGAAGCGACCGGGGUUGACGCUGCGCCCCCCCCACCCCCCACCCCUCGCUCCCAGCCCCCCCCCUCCAAAAAAAAUCUCCAAAACUGAAUCCCAGAGAGGCCGUGGCACUUCCCCGCGUGGAUGAGUUGUGCGGUCGUGUGUGCGAGUGUGCGCGUGCGUGUGUGUGAGAGCAAGUGAGCGUCAGCGCUCCCACAUGGCCUCCAUGCAGGACGGGCUUAUCUUCACGGCUCCUCCCUACGGCAAGGUCCUGCUGCUGGGUGCUAUCGCUGCUGCCUCGGCCUUUGUUGUCACAAUCCUCAUCGUGGUGCUCUGCGUGGGCUGCCAGAGGAAGGGGAAGACACACAAUGUUCCCAGUGAGGGGGGAAAACACCGUCUCAUGGACAUGGGUAUACUCAGGCAGUCAAAGCUGCGGUCCAUCAGUAAAUCCGGCACUGAGAUGAACAAGAUGAACUGCAAUGGCAAAAGCAGGCAGCUUCCCCAGGUUCCCUCUGGAGAGGACGGGGAGCACACUUACUCUGAAGUGGGCCGAGGCUCCUCCACCACACGUACUGACGAUGCCAUGUACGCCAUGGUAGGCAGGGCCGGGCAGACGGACACGCCGGCCCCUCCGGCCGUCCCCGCCAACACCCCGGCUCCCCCGGACCCGGACGGCGACGUGGAGGGAGGGCUGCCCGAACCAGAGUCCGAGGUCAUGUCCCACCCUCACCCUCCGGAGACGGCCGAGUACGCGUGCGUCAGGAAGCUGAGGAAGGCCGAAAAGGCCCCCCAAAAGAGGGACAGCGGGACGGACAUGGGGGAGCCGCCGGUGCCGCCUCCGCGACACGCCCCGCCGUCACACCCCGCCCCUCCUCCGCCACACCCACACAGCACGAAGUUGCCCCGGAGAAACGUGGACGCCUUCAGUGUCCCGGCGUUCCCAAAGGAAGUGAUGUUUAUGGGCAACGGAGAGCAGUACAUCUGGAAGCCGCCAGAGGAUGAGGAGAUGCUCAUGCACCAAAAUAAAGCCCUUGGACCUUUGGGUGCUCACCCGGUGGAGAAUAUACAGCCGUCUGCUGCUGUGGUGGCUGAGAUGUACUCAAAGGUGUGCAAGCCAGGAAAGAAGAAACGAGCGGUUCCCGUGUCUCCCCCGGCCAACCCCGGCUUCCGGACCCUGGGUCGCGGCGACCGGGACCGAGACCGGGACGGGGGCUUCAGUGUCGUGGUCAAACCCCAGACGUGGGCCCUUCAGGACGGCAAAGCCGUCGGAGGGCCCCUCGACGACCACUGCUACGAGUCCAUCGGGACGGAGGAGUGCGACCCGGCCUACGAGAACAUAGAAGGUGGAGCCGCGUGGAAGAGAGAGAGGCCCCCCAACACGUGCGCCACCCUGCGGCCGAGGAGGAAGAAAGCCCAGCAGCCCUUGCAGCAGCAGCAGCCCCCUCCCCCGCCGCCGACGCAGCAGACCCCCAAGCUGCAGCACCUGCCCGCCAAAUCCCUGCUGCUGCCGGGGGAGAACCUGUACGAGAGCAUCGGCGACCUGAAGCAGGGCUCCGCCACCUCCAGCACCACCACCAUCUUCACCUUCAACGACGGCAUGGAGAUGUAUGUGACGGGGCUCUGAGGCGGCGGCGGCGGCGAGGCGCUGUGACCCCUGACCUUCAACACGAGGAGCUGAGCGAAUGCGCCCCCCGCCCCCCAAGGAGUGGCGGCUGAGCCCCCCGUCAUGCUCCCCCACACAUACUGUUUACAUUCAAGUCAUAACAUCAGGCCUCUCACAGGCUCAUCAGGCCUCGGGGCAAUAACGUUAAACCGGUUAUGACCUGGGCUGAACACAAAAGCCGCUCUAUAAACCUUAAAAAGGAAUCCAAAGGUAGUGAAUAUUAAAUGAGCACAAGACCACCGCAGAGCGACCUGUAGGUGACAGUAGCACUUCUAUUUUACUGAUACAUAUGUGCAAAGCACAAUAAAGUUUAAAAAAAAGCCUAAAUUCUUCCUCAAUUCUAGCGGGUAAAAAAGGUCCUAGCAGGACUCCUACAGGGGUAAAGGCGCUGCGCUGUGUGAAGUAUUUCGGUAGCACUUACCACGAACAGGCCUUCUCCAAAGUUACGACGUGAUUCAGGACGAAAUUCGAAUGAAUUGCUAAUCAAAAUACUUGAAAGCUCAGGGACCAAGAGAAACAAUUAUAAGAGUAUUAUAAGAAUAAAUUGCACACAUUUUUCAUUCCUCCUAAAGCUUUUGACUAAUUUAGAUCAUGUUUAAAAACAGACCGGAUAUUUCACUCAGUCGCGUUUUGUUUCAUCCUACAUGGACUUAACAACGUCUCUACUGCCGUCUGUAAAUGUGUGUUUUACUUUGUUGAACCUGUUUCUGCACUUUGCCUGCUACAAGUUGCAUGCUAAAAAAGUGAAGAAAAAACAAAAAAUCAAACAAAAAAAAACAAAAAAACAAGCACUGUCAUGUGGUACCUCUAUAUGAAUGUUAUUUUUUUCUAACGUCGGUGGUUGAUUUAUUUAUUUUAUGAGUGUAUUGCUUUUAUUUCUCUGUAGAGCACAAAGCCGGUCGGAUGGAGGGUGUUUUCGGCUCAGUGGGACUCCGAGAAGCAGACUUAAUUGUCUCUCUACACACACACACACACACACACACACACACACACGAUAGAUAAAACUAGGCUAAAGAGAAGCGCUCGAGUCCUAAAGGUGGAGAGAGUUCCUACUCUGCUCUGCUUGAGUUUCGCCAUAAUGCAGCUUGGAACUGACGUGCAUUAGCAAAACAUCACGUCCAAUCAUCGCUACAUCGAAGAACACUCGGUCCUCUCUGUUAUCAGUGUUAAAAAAUAUUGCAAAAAUGACAACAACAAAAAAUGUGAAGCAAACGGUUUUUCGCUGGGCAGCAGAGGACGAUUCACGCAAAGAUUUACACCCAGAACCUGGACACGAUUUCAUUUGACCAAAUAUCCCCAGGAAACAAUGUGAUAAUACUGUAUGUUGAUGCAAUGUGUAUGUACAUUACAAAAGAGAAAGAAUAAUAAAUAUAUCAUCAGUGUCAAAAAAAAUCUAUCUUUUUCUAUUAUGUUUAACUGUGUUUUGGAAUGACUUAUCUUGUGACACAAACUGAAAGAAGAAGAAAAAGAAGGAAAAAAAAA